AUCGAAUUGGGGAUAAUUCCGUGAAACUUGGAGUAGAGAACCACAGAAACCAACAAUGUCGUCUUCUUCUUCUUCUUCUUCUUCUUCUUCUUCUUCUUCUUCUUCUCCGGUUUCGUCCGAGACGACGACGGUAUCGAAAGAAAUCGAUCCCAACAAUGUCUUGAAGGUCGCAGAUUUCUUUAAAUCAAUCACUUACCAAGACUCAUCGCUCGACGAUUUCACCUCCUUGGACUCUUUCUCCGUCUUAUUUCAAAGCAAUAUCAGAGCUCUCUCUCUCGCACGCGGCCGUAUCUCGUGUUCCGUCAUCGUCACGCCAGCCCUUGCCAAUUACUUUAAUGGGUUACAUGGAGGAUCAGUGGCAUCAAUUGCAGAGAGAUUAUCGAUGGCUUGUGCUAAAACCGUCGUGUCCGAAGACAAACAGCUGUUCCUCGGUGAAUUGAGUAUGUCUUAUCUCUCUGCUGCUCCUGUUUCGAGUGAAUUAGUGGUGGAGGGAUCAGUGGUGAGGAGUGGGAGGAAUCUGACGGUGGUGAGUGUUGAGUUCAAGAUGAAGGACACCAUGAAAGUUACUUACCUAGCACGUGCUACUUUUUACCAUUCUAUCAUCUCCAAGCUUUAAGCUUCGACACUCGAAAGAUCUUUAAAAAUCAGAUCUUUUGUUGAUUCUUUAUAUUUCUAUUCAAUAAAACAAGAUUCUGUACACAGAUUAGUCUUCACUCUUGAGAUUUAUAAUAAAGUUAUAUUAUUACUA
Messenger RNA from Eutrema salsugineum, 748 nucleotides. RefSeq names its product acyl-coenzyme A thioesterase 13. The coding region runs from base 56 to 616 and encodes 186 amino acids. The record is from RefSeq and is a predicted model, not a curated record. Gene Ontology annotation, molecular function: fatty acyl-CoA hydrolase activity. Lineage: Eukaryota; Viridiplantae; Streptophyta; Magnoliopsida; Brassicales; Brassicaceae. The transcript is spliced from 3 exons.